Messenger RNA from Prorocentrum cordatum, 1288 nucleotides. NCBI's taxonomy places the organism in Eukaryota, Dinophyceae, Prorocentrales, Prorocentraceae. The record is from the annotation of a GenBank genome assembly.
GAGAGUGGCUUCUAAGUUCAAGAGGUUCACGGCCCUUGGAAGUGACGCGCUGCGCCCCAGGGAGCUGGCCAAUCUCUCGGACGGGGCCCUCAAGUGCCUCGCUUUGCUCUGGCACUGGCAGGAGUGCUCGGGCAUCUUCAGCUCUGCCAUCGCUCUCAUCCUGUUGGCGCAGCUUCCUAAGCCUGAAGGAGGUUACCGACCCAUCAGCAUCGAGAGUGGGGUCAACAGGGUUUUCCACAAGCUUGCUAGGCAUGAGGCUGUUGAGUGGGAGGGUCGUCAUCCUAGGUCAUACCAUUACGGAGUGAAAGGGGAGUCUUGUGAGAGGGCUGUCUGGGCGCAGAGCCUCGCUGUUGAGAACCACAGCCUCAUGGGGUUCACCACGGGGCUCACCCUGCUAGACCUCGCCAAGGCGUAUGAACAAGUGGCUCAUUUCCUUCUUGUGCAAGCCGCGGUCGCUUGGCAUUUUCCGAUUUUCAGGCUCAGGCUUCUUAUCGUGAAGUACAGAGGGCCUCGGGUCCUCAGCUCUGGCAUCUGCUCGGAUGUGGUGCAGGUGGCGGAGACCAUCCUGGCAGGGUGCCCCUUCGCGACGACGUUGCCUAGGCUGUUUUUGCUGUCUCCCUUGGAUAAAGUGUGCGAGCACUUCCCGUCCGCCGUCCCCUUCAAUGUGGUCGACGACAUUACGCUGUUCAUGGGGGGGGCUGCUAAGGUGGUCCAAACGCGUCUUGGGAAUGCUACGGCCUACCUAUGUGGGCUGUUGGAGGGCCAACUGCUGGUUGUCUCGGAGUCGAAAGGCAAGGUUUUAUCCUCGUGUUCAUCGGUGGCCCGUGGAUUGGCCAAGCGUCUGGGCAAAUGGAAGUUUACCGCCCCUGCUGCUGCCAGGAAUCUGGGAUGCGACUUUGGGAUGGGGCUCAAGGGUCGCAGGUCCAGGGCCGUCGUGGGGUCCCGUUUUCGCAAGAUCAAGGGCCGUCUCUCCAAGUUUCGCAGCCUCCGCAGCUCGUUCCAGGGGCUCAUGAAGGUGGCUUUCCUACGUAAGCAGUGCUAUAUGAAGAUCGUAGGGUUGUUGAUGUCAGGUGUCAGGUUUGCUUCGACGAGCCUGGGACACAUAUGCACCGUCUUUUCAGAUGCCCUGCUCAUUGUGGGCUCAGACGGCACCUCGAUCUUCAGGAGCUUCAGGAGAGAGCUGCUGAGCCAGGCGCUGAUCUACUUUUUUCUCACGCGUGGACUUGCGGUGUCUCCAGAGGCGAAGUGGCCACCGCCAGUCCAGCACGAGUAUGUGAAGUGGGACAAG